Messenger RNA from Centropristis striata (black sea bass), 519 nucleotides. RefSeq names its product S100 calcium binding protein A10a (gene s100a10a). The transcript has 3 exons. The record is from RefSeq and is a predicted model, not a curated record. Bases 118 to 411 code for a protein of 97 amino acids. Gene Ontology annotation, molecular function: calcium ion binding. Gene Ontology annotation, cellular component: cytoplasm. Lineage: Eukaryota; Metazoa; Chordata; Actinopteri; Perciformes; Serranidae.
CAGGGAGGCGCCUCGCUAUAAAACCUCCGCUGCACUUUUUCCUCGACCUCUGAUCAUUUCCAACUCUUCUCAGCCGACCACGUCUCAGCCUGCACGUCAAAACACACCUCAGCAGCAAUGCCUUCAGAACUGGAGACAGCCAUGGAGUCACUCAUCAAGGUGUUCCACCGUUACGCCACUCAGGAAGGCAAGACCCGCACACUCAACCGGAAAGAGCUCAGGGAGUUGAUGGAGAACGAGCUGUCUAACUUCCUCAAGUCCCAGAAGGACCCUGCUGCUGUAGACAGAAUCAUGAAGGACCUGGACACCAACAAUGAUGGCCAGGUGGACUUUGAGGAGUUUGUUUCUCUGGUUGUUGGACUUUCCAUUGCCUGUGAGCAGUGCUAUCAGGUGCACUUGAAGAAGAAGUAGACGGCAGAAGUAGAAGAGAAUAAACCAAAAAAAUUCAUUUCAAUUGCAUUUAAAGUUUUGUAAAAAGUAGUAAUAGUUUUGUCCAAUAAAUUCACUGAAGGAUUUCAA